AUGUCAUCAUCGAUGAGGCUAAACGAUAAAGCUGCUCAUUAUGAAUUCCUACAACUUACUAUCAAGGGAAAAGGUUUUCUUUGGCAUCAGAUUCGCUGUAUAAUGGCUUUGCUUUGUGAAAUUGGCCUCGGUAAUGAGAAACCAGAUAUUAUCACUGAACUUCUCGAUAUCAGACUUAUACCGUCAAAACCAAUUUAUGGAUUAGCUCCGGCAUUUCCGUUAUGUUUAUUUGAUUGCUCAUAUGAAGGGACGGAGCUUCCUUGGAGAUGGGAUAUUAAUUCACUGAAAUCUGUCAGAAAAUUUGUCCUGAAAACCUGGGCUCAUUACCAGUCUCUGUCAGCGACAUUACAAAUUAUGGCUGAAAGCAUCGGUUUACUUGCACCAGUGUUACAAAAUGACUAUAGCGGUUUAAAUGACUAUCUCAGGCCGAAUGGAACUUCUACCAAAACAUAUGUACCUAUUAAAAAGCGGCCUACAUGUGAUGCUUUGGAAUUGAAGCAAGAAAAAAUUCGUACAAAAAUGCUAAAAGUCUUUGCUGACGGCUGCAGUAAUAGUGAUAUUAUGUCAUGA
Messenger RNA from Brugia pahangi, 570 nucleotides. The record is from the annotation of a GenBank genome assembly. NCBI's taxonomy places the organism in Eukaryota, Metazoa, Nematoda, Chromadorea, Rhabditida, Onchocercidae.